CAAUGGACCAAUCCACCCAAGUGAGCUUCCCUAUAAUUCCAAGGAAUCAGCACAGGAAAAUGUGGAGGCACAACACAUCCGCUGAUUUAUUCGGGACAAUGCCAAACAGAGGAAUGCCUUUAAAUAACUCGUGGUCUCAACUCAGAACUAUGCCGCACCGACCAAAAUCUCUGAAUUUAACAGCGGAAGCUUACAACAGGACGAAAAUCAUGUAUUUAGAAAGUCCUAUUUCCAGGCUGUCACAUCCAGCUAUGAUGGAAACCCCUAUAGGCUCCAUAUCUAGAGAGCGAACACCACCUUUCUCCAGUGACUCCAGUAUAGCUUCAAAUGGUGCUUUUGGAUUCCCAUCGUAUCAACCUUCACCAAAGAUAAAAUUAGGGGAUGAAGACAGUACCGUGAGCGAUUCGAGAACGUUCUGCCGAUGUUUCGAUGUCGAAGCAGGAGGAACUAACGAAAAACGACAACUAACGAACACAACCGAAGGACUUUCGUGGAGAAGAUUACAUAUGUCUAGGGCGAAACUGAAAGCAACAGCAACAACAUCGGAACUUUUGUCCGGUUUUGCAAUGAUAGCCAUGGUAGAACUUCAAAUCAACACUCCAACUAAUGUACCAGAAUGGUUAUUUGUGAUGUUUGCAGUAUGCACCACAGUUCUCGUAGCAGUUCACAUAUUCGCUUUGAUGAUAUCGACAUAUAUUCUACCCAAUAUAGAAGCAAUAGCAAAGCUAGAAAUAUGCGAAAUGGUUACAGAAAGUCCGCACGAACGAAUGAAAGGCUUCAUAGAAAUUGCAUGGGCGUUUUCCACAAUUUUAGGUCUUUUCCUGUUCCUUAUAGAAAUAGCAAUUCUCUGCUGGGUGAAAUUUUGGGAUUAUUCUUUCACUGCAGCGAUUGCAGCCACAGUUAUCGUCAUCCCGGUACUCAUCACUUUUGUACUGUUUGCUGCGCAUUUCUACCAUUCUUUAGUAGUCUACAAGUGUGCUACCUCUAUUAACGACAUGGAAAAGUUGGAAGACAUCAAAAAACAUCUCGACGAAAUAACAAUUGCUAAGUAGCCGCCUAUUCAGAUACCAGCGAAAUAUUACAUUUUGCCUAUGUUUCAUUGAAGUACAGCAAGCGCCAAACGUGAUGGCGAGCCCCCAUGCGCAUAAACUCAUUUUCAAUGUAACCCCCCUACAGCUCUUG
Messenger RNA from Leptinotarsa decemlineata (Colorado potato beetle), 1182 nucleotides. Its product is annotated as calcium release-activated calcium channel protein 1. Gene Ontology annotation, cellular component: membrane. The record is from RefSeq and is a predicted model, not a curated record. Gene Ontology annotation, biological process: store-operated calcium entry. NCBI's taxonomy places the organism in Eukaryota, Metazoa, Arthropoda, Insecta, Coleoptera, Chrysomelidae. Gene Ontology annotation, molecular function: store-operated calcium channel activity.